Messenger RNA from Closterium sp. Naga37s-1, 1041 nucleotides. NCBI's taxonomy places the organism in Eukaryota, Viridiplantae, Streptophyta, Zygnematophyceae, Desmidiales, Closteriaceae. The record is from the annotation of a GenBank genome assembly.
AUGGCUGCCCUCUCCUCUUCCUUCCUCUCGACCCCUCUCGCCGGUCGACCUCCUGCUAUCUCCCUCCGUCGUUCGUCCGAUCGCGCCUUCAACUCUCCUUCCGCCACUCCCCCCAUCCGCGCUGCUGCUCCCUCAGAACGCACCGCCACCAGCGCCACCAGUAGCAGCGCCGUCGAGGCUCCGCUGUCGGCGGUAUCUUCCCCGCAGCAGCGUCCGCGCGGGGUCUCCGCGCCGGAUGCCUCUCCGCGCAAGCCCGCGUGGCUGCGCCAACGCGCGCCGCAGGGGAAGCGGUACGAGCAGGUGCAGGAGUCGCUGCAAGGGCUGCGACUGAAUACCGUAUUCUGCGCCGUGGCGACGAGUCCCACCCCUGCGCCGCCCGACGAGAACGAGCCUGAAAACACGGCGAGGGCCAUUGCGUCAUGGGGGGUGGGGUACAUAGUGCUGACGAGUGUGGACCGGGACGACCUGCCUGAUGGCGGAGCCAACCACUUUGUGCGCACGGUCAAGGAGCUCAAGUCGCUGCGCCCGGACAUUCUGGUGGAGUGUCUCGUGUCAGAUUUCCGUGGGGACAAGGUGGCAGUGGCGGCGCUCGCCACAUCGGGCCUGGAUGUCUUUGCACACAACGUGGAGACUGUCAAGAGACUGCAGCGCUCCGUCAGAGACCCACGCGCCGGUUAUGAGCAGUCUUUGACCGUACUACAGCAUGCGAGGGAGGUGGCUCCGGGCGUGGUAACCAAGUCGUCCAUAAUGCUGGGGCUGGGAGAGACAGACGAGGAGGUGGCGCAGACAAUGAGGGAUCUGAGGGAUGCAGGGGUGGAGAUUGUGACUCUCGGGCAGUACCUGCAGCCCACGCCGAUUCACCUGCCCGUGAAGGAGUUUGUCACACCGGCCAAGUUCGAUGAGUGGAGGCAGUACGGGGAGUCCAUUGGUUUCCGAUAUGUUGCCAGCGGACCUCUGGUCCGCUCUUCGUAUCGAGCUGGGGAGUUUUUUGUGGAGUCAAUGCUUCGAAAGAGGCAGCAGGAGGCUGCAGCUAUGCAAUAA